Messenger RNA from Pangasianodon hypophthalmus (striped catfish), 1453 nucleotides. RefSeq names its product ATPase H+ transporting V0 subunit cb (gene atp6v0cb). Gene Ontology annotation, biological process: proton transmembrane transport. The record is from RefSeq and is a predicted model, not a curated record. NCBI's taxonomy places the organism in Eukaryota, Metazoa, Chordata, Actinopteri, Siluriformes, Pangasiidae. Gene Ontology annotation, molecular function: proton-transporting ATPase activity, rotational mechanism. Gene Ontology annotation, cellular component: proton-transporting V-type ATPase, V0 domain. The transcript has 3 exons. Bases 219 to 674 code for a protein of 151 amino acids.
UAAUAAACCCAACGCGACGUUAUCUGACGAUGCCGCCAUUUUGUCUUCCUGAGCCGGUGUUUGUUCCGCCUCCUUUCCUGUCUGUAUAUUAGUGUAAUUUAGAGUACAGCACCCUUGUUUUGGCUUUUGACCUCCUCGCAGGAUCGAGCUGAGUAACAUAUCUGUUGAGAGAGCCCAGUUUGAGAGCAGUAUUAUUAAUAACCGCAGUGUUUUGGAGGAUGGCAGCGCCUCAGUACUCGCCUUUCUUCGCCGUCAUGGGCGCCUCUGCAGCCAUGGUGUUCAGCGCCCUGGGUGCGGCGUACGGCACAGCAAAAAGUGGCACUGGGAUUGCAGCGAUGUCUGUGAUGCGUCCGGAGCUGAUCAUGAAGUCCAUCAUCCCCGUGGUCAUGGCGGGAAUCAUCGCCAUCUACGGGCUGGUGGUGGCCGUGCUCAUCGCCAACAACAUCUCCGACAACUUGCCACUCUACAGGAGUUUCCUGCACCUGGGGGCGGGGCUGAGCGUAGGCCUCAGCGGAUUGGCCGCCGGUUUUGCCAUCGGCAUCGUGGGGGACGCGGGGGUGAGGGGGACCGCGCAGCAGCCGCGCCUCUUCGUCGGCAUGAUCCUCAUCCUCAUCUUCGCCGAGGUGCUCGGGCUGUACGGCCUCAUCGUCGCCCUCAUCCUCUCCACCAAGUAGAUCUCCCAGCAUGCACUGCGGCAGGACGGGGAGGGCGAGGGGAGAGCGGGAAAACCAUAAAACCGGCUUUGUCUCAAUAAUCUGUAGGAGCGACGGGCUGUGUGUCAAUAACGUUUACACCACUAUCCAUCUCUCUAUCUGUCUCUCUCCAUCUCUCUCUCUGUCUGUCUCUCCAUCUCUCUUUCUCUGUCUGUCUCUCUCUCUCUGUCUGUCUGUCUCUCCAUCUCUCUCUCUCUCUCUCUCUCUCUGACUGGCUGUUUCUCCAUCUCUCUCUCUCUCUCUCUCUCUCUCUCUCUCUCUCUCUCUCUCUCUGACUGUCUGUCUCUAGAUCUCUCUCUCUCUCUCUCUCUCUCUCUCUCUCUCUCUCUGACUGGCUGUUUCUCCAUCUCUCUCUCUCUCUCUCUCUCUCUCUCUCUCUCUGACUGUCUGUCUCUAGAUCUCUCUCUCUCUCUCUCUCUCUCUCUCUCUCUCUGUCUCUGUCUGUCCAUGUGCUACUUUGGGAAUUAUUAUUAUUUGUCACGCUCCUGUUUGUAAAUGAGUGUGUGUGCGUGUGUGUGUGCGUGUGUGUGUGUGUAAAACAGUGUUUAUUUUUAUCCAGUGGUUUUAUUUAUAUAUAUAUAUAUAUACACACAGUGAAAGUGAUAGAAAUGUUACACCUAUAAAUAUGAUUAUAAACUAUACAGGUGUGUAUCACCUGGUGUGUGUUUGUCCUGUAUGUGAUGAUGGAUUGUAAUAAAGAUGUGUGUGUGCCUUUCUCAGGCUCUCACAAGUUAAAUUUA